ACAGCACGCUUAUCAAGUGACAUGCGCAUUGGGGUUGGUGGAAGUAACCAGGAAGUGCUGUGAUUGAAGGAAACGUUUGUUUGUGCUGCUGCUCUUUGGUUUGGACCUAAGUUUUUGUCAUGGCAGUGGACUGGAUUGGAUUCUGCUAUGCUGCAGCCAUCGCCUUUGGAGGAUUCAUGGGAUACAAGAGGAAAGGCAGCGUGAUGUCCCUGAUGGCCGGCCUGGUGUUUGGCGGACUAUCUGCUUAUGGCGCCUACAACGUCUCUAAUGACUCGAAGGACAUUAAGGUGUCACUGCUUGCUGCCGGAGUCCUCUCGUUGGUGAUGGGAACAAGAUACAAGAAAUCUGGAAAAAUAUUGCCCGCGGGCAUCAUGUCGGGGCUGAGUUUGCUGAUGGUGUUUCGACUGUUGCUCCUGCUCGUGGUGUGAGUUGCGGAACAACACUGACCGGACUGAGGUGACGCCGUCGGUCUUUGAUGAAUAAGCCUUAUUUUAGAGGAAACAUCAUUCCCAGUUAGCACACUAAAACAAGUCUUCUGUCAUGUAGUUGCUGAUCAAUGUUAAGUGACCAUUGUGACCAGAAACCUUCAGUGGGCUUAUAACAGAUCAAACUGUGAUUGUGAUUGUAUAUAACUCAAACCUUGUUUUUUGUAGAUGAGCUUGUGAUUAGAGAUUUCAUCCAUACAUCCAUUUCGUGUUGUUACCACUUAUGUAUUCGCCCACAGUAAUGGCAGCACAACAGAUAAUUGCAAGCACUGUGGAUGCUGUCGCUUUUCAGUAGGUUUACAAAUUACACUACAUCAGUUUUGCACCAUAAAGUUAGUAAGAUGAAUUAUUUGAAUUGCAAUAAGAAAAAAAACAGGCUUAAAGAAUUAAAAAGUGCAUUCCUGACUUCUGACAUUCUAUAACUCUGAGGGGAAAACAAAUUCAAGUUAGUGUUUUUGUUUCUGUAUAACUGCAAAACUAAAUAAACAGAUGUGAUUCUUAAAA
This is a messenger RNA of Scophthalmus maximus (turbot), 989 nucleotides long. RefSeq names its product transmembrane protein 14A (gene tmem14a). The transcript is spliced from 5 exons. The record is from RefSeq and is a predicted model, not a curated record. Gene Ontology annotation, cellular component: mitochondrial membrane. Gene Ontology annotation, biological process: regulation of heme biosynthetic process. The coding region runs from base 120 to 428 and encodes 102 amino acids. Lineage: Eukaryota; Metazoa; Chordata; Actinopteri; Pleuronectiformes; Scophthalmidae.